Molecule: messenger RNA, 1363 nt
Organism: Linepithema humile (Argentine ant)
Lineage: Eukaryota; Metazoa; Arthropoda; Insecta; Hymenoptera; Formicidae
Source: RefSeq, a predicted model, not a curated record
GCGAGAGAAGGUUUCUUUGGGACAAUACAGUGAGUGAAUACACUGAUCGGAGCAAGAGAAUCGAUGCAUGGAAGGAAAUCGCCAAUGAGACGCUCGUGAUACAUCCAACACUUGCGCAAGUUAUUGCGCAACGCCGGUACACCAAGUGCAUGGAAGCCUUUAUCGCGCCGAGAAAGCUUGUUGCAUAGAGCCGCUUUUGCGAACGACCGUAUAAAAUGAUUCAUUUAUUUACGCUGUUAUAUAACGCGUGCUCGAAUUAAUUUAUCAUCGAGACGUUUCUGAAGUAAUAAGAGAACACAAAUGCAUGUCUUAUCGUGGGGCUUGCAUUUAGGUUGGAUGUGACUUGAUGACGGUGGAGAGGAAAUUGAAGAGCCUGAAGACUCAUUUCAUGUCGGUUCACAAAGCUUACGCGAAACGUAGACUCAAGGCCGAUCCGAAUUUUGGCAGUGUUGUCAAGCCUAAGUGGUUCGCUUAUGACGCCCUAACUUUUCUGGUUAGAGGACGUACAUCACGUAUUAAUCGCGAAAUAUCGAACGUUGAAAAGCAGAAUCCCGCACCCGCUUCUAGUUGGAAAUCGCAGGAGAUUUCGACACAAAACCGUGACGAAUUCACAGUUUUUGCCGAACACGUCGCCAUCCGGCUAAAGAACAUAACGGACGUGCGUGCAAGACUUGUCGCGCAACAUCAGAUAAACAAUAUUCUGUUUGAAGCUGAAAUGGGAAAGUAUAACAUGCAGUCGUCUUACAAUUCAACGCAUAUCAUGGAACACUUGGACGAGCCCUCGACGUCGAACGAGGAGAAAGUAAUCAUAAAAAUGUCCCAAACAAUGUUCACAGAUUUUUGUAUAGCUGUAAUAUAUUACUACACGGUCAUUAAAAUAACAGUCUUUUCUCGUUACUACAUACAUACUCUAUUUUGAAGAAGAGUCUUCCAAAGAUCGCGAAAGCAUUUGGCAUGUUCGACCGAUGUUCGAACAUGCUCGACUAGGCAUAGCUCUAUUUAUGUACUUUUUGCUGGCGUGUCAUAUCUUUCGUACCGUUACAACCGUGAAAACGGCGUCAAAAGACAAUUUCCGACACAGUCAACUGAGUACUGACAAGACACAAUGCACGUGGAAAAUCUGCGAUGGCAUGUAUGCCAUUUUUAGAUCUUAAAUCUACAUAUUGCAGCACAUUACAAUACUUAAAUUAAUGAAUUGCGCACAUUUAGUUAUUUAUGAUAAUUAAGAUAAUGUCAGUUAACGUUAAUUAGUUGAUGCAAAAAUUAUGAAUAUAUUAUACACUGAAUCCUAAACCUGUUUAAUUAUUUCCCUUACCUUUUAGGUCGACUAAUUUGUAAAGCAGAAUGGACGAUGUAUCCGUCU